AUUGUUGCUGAUGGUACAGUUGUAGGUCCCAUUUCUUCUUCCUCUCACUCUCAAUCUGUUGUCAUAGACAGAGUUGAGAGAUGUGUCCAGUAUGAGCUGACUGGUCUCAUGAUAUCUGUCUUCCUGUACUGGGACUCCAUUUACUGUCCACUGGACAGUUGUGGCAGGUCCUCCAUGAGUACGGCAGGAGAUAGUGAAUUCAGGAACACUUGCUCUGAGCUCAGUGUGUAGAGUGAAGUUCAUAGAUACCAAACUGUUUAGUUGUCCU
Molecule: messenger RNA, 268 nt
Organism: Geodia barretti
Lineage: Eukaryota; Metazoa; Porifera; Demospongiae; Tetractinellida; Geodiidae
Source: the annotation of a GenBank genome assembly